Messenger RNA from Erythranthe guttata (spotted monkey flower), 888 nucleotides. The record is from RefSeq and is a predicted model, not a curated record. Lineage: Eukaryota; Viridiplantae; Streptophyta; Magnoliopsida; Lamiales; Phrymaceae.
AUGAGAUUGCAGUCAUGUUCUUCUCCAUCUAAUGUGGAUGAGAUAAAAGAAUUUGGAGACUGGAUACUGAAUGUUGGUAAUGGGGAUGUUGGGGAAGACAAUGAUGGUGAAGCUUCGAUAGAGAUUCCAGAUGACAUGUUGAUUGGUGAUUCAGAAGAUCCAUUCAGAGACCUACUCAAAUUCGUUUACCCGGAUUUGUUGAGUAACAUGUACGAUCGAGAUUAUUUUCAAGGGAGGGCAAUUCUUGCACCAACUAAUGAAUGCGUCGAGUCUGUGAACGAUCACUUAAUGUCUCUCCUUCCAGGAGAGGAGAAGGUGUACCUGAGCUCAGAUAGUAUGUGUAGGGACGAGCACACAACGGAGGAUAAUGCAGAAAGUUAUUCGACUGAAUUCCUCAACACAAUAAGAUGCUCUGGAGUUCCUUCUCAUGCGUUGAGGAUCAAGGUUGGUGCACCCGUUAUGCUAAUAAGAAACAUCGAUCAAGCUAGAGGAUUGUGCAACGGUACCAGACUUCAAAUUAUUAGAACUGACAUUCACGUUCUGAGUUGCAAAAUUCUUUCCGGAAAAGAUAUCGGUGACAUGGUAUUCAUUCCUCGGAUGACUUUAAUACCAUCUAACUCCGGACUGCCAAUUAAAUUUCAGAGAAGACAAUUUCCGUUGAUUGUUUCUUUUGCAAUGACGAUAAAUAAAAGCCAAGGCCAAACUCUUUCGCAUGUUGGUUUGUAUCUUCCUAGGCCUGUCUUCAGCCAUGGUCAACUAUAUGUUGCAGUGUCCAGAGUUAAGAGCAGAGGUGGCAUUAAGAUAUUCAUCAAGUCGGAUUCGGGUGAACUCACCAAUGUUACUAGAAAUGUCGUGUACAAGGAAGUAUUUCAUCGAAUUAGAAGGUAG